AGAGCAAGUUAGAUAAGGAGCAACGGCCAAUUAGGUCCCAGGAUGCUCUUCAUGCGCCAUCUCAGUCAUACUGUAGCGCCCGCCGUUUAAACUUGCUCUGAUCCAACUCGGGAGUAUCGGACCAGACAAGUCGGCCAACCUAAAGCAUGCCUAUGAGAUGGUAUUGAAGGUGGCAGGAGGAGACGGGUCUGCUGGUUCCAAGCCGUCGCUUGUCGUAUUACCAGAGUGUUUCAAUUCGCCCUAUGGUCGUGUCUCAAAGUACGCAGAGACCAUCGGGUUUACUAAAGCAGAUGACAUCGAGGUCCAGACGUGUCAGAGUGAAAGUGUGAGGAUGCUUUCUUCUGCCGCCAAGGAGGCCAAUAUCUGGUUGGUCGGAGGAGAUGCAGACAACAAAUUUUACAAGACAUGUACCGUAUAUUCACCAACUGGCAAGUUCAUCUCGGUGUUCGUUGCGCCGACUCUUACUUGCGAUAUUUUGCCAGGUGCACUAGUAGCGAUGCACCGCAAAGUUCAUCUCUUCGACAUCGAUAUUCCAGGGAAGAUAACGCUCAAAGAAAGCAAAAUGAUCUCGGGGGGUUCUUCUAUGAACUUCUUUGAUACUGAAUUUGCACGCAUCGGUCUCGGCAUAUGCCAUGAUGUUAGAUUUCCAGAGCUAGCCAUGAUAUCCGCACGGAGAGGAUGUCAUAUGCUUAUUUACCCCGGGGCUUUCAACCUGACGACGGGGCCACUUCACUGGAGCCUACUUCAACGUGCACGGUAUGAGAGAGCUUCUCCGCAAGAGGUUUUCCCGGCGCGAGACAUGAGUGCACGCUACCACGCGUGGGGACAUUCUAUGGUUGUGGAUCCCUUUGGCAAGAUACUAGCUGAAGCAGAAGAGGGCGAGAGCGUCGUCCAGGUAUCGAUUGACCCGACGGUAUUGUAUGAUGCGAGGGCAGGCAUUCCUGUAACUACACAGAGGCGUUUCGACGUGUACCCUGAUGUGAGCAGUGCACAGUAGAUAGGAGUGGUUAGGGGUUUUGUAUUAGAUCCAAAUAGGGAUAAGUCAAGGCAAUGCAGAACAUUCUGGCAUUUUCGUCGGCCUUCCACAGCUUUUGACGACCGGCGUCCCUUCAAAAAACCCUCCGAGGUCGGCCAUCCAGUGUCAUUCGCUUGCCCUCAGUCCUUUC
Molecule: messenger RNA, 1166 nt
Organism: Pisolithus orientalis
Lineage: Eukaryota; Fungi; Basidiomycota; Agaricomycetes; Boletales; Pisolithaceae
Product: carbon-nitrogen hydrolase
Exons: 11
Coding region: 158-997 (279 amino acids)
Biological process (GO): oxaloacetate metabolic process; L-glutamine metabolic process
Cellular component (GO): mitochondrion
Molecular function (GO): omega-amidase activity
Source: RefSeq, a predicted model, not a curated record